Molecule: messenger RNA, 1458 nt
Organism: Clarias gariepinus (North African catfish)
Lineage: Eukaryota; Metazoa; Chordata; Actinopteri; Siluriformes; Clariidae
Product: interferon-induced protein 44-like
Exons: 9
Coding region: 259-1116 (285 amino acids)
Source: RefSeq, a predicted model, not a curated record
GUGAAAUUGAAUAAGCUCAGCCCAUCUGCCAAGCAUGCAUAGUAAGCAAAUAUUAUUGUUUAAUUCAUGACUAGUUAAAGUUAAAAAUAAGUUAAGUUAAAAAUAUUGGGCAGAGUGGAAAAAUGUGUUUUGAUUUACAUUUUGACUGUUAUCCAGAUAUACUGGAUGUAACACAGAAAGAGAAGACAGAAACUGUGGUAAAACUGUGACAGACUGAAUUAAAACUACACAACUAUAUACCGACAAUUAUUGAAUAAAAUGGGAGGAUCAAAGUCUGCACAUAAACAUCCACCAGAAUUAGACAGCCCUUGGAGGUCCAUGAUUUGGGACAAAGAGAAAAUAGAGCAGAAUCUGAGAGACUUUAAUCUGAACAAACCAGAUGUCGGGUUUGUUAGGAUUCUACUUGUUGGUGGAGUUGGAGCGGGAAAGUCCAGUUUCAUAAACUCUGUCAAUAAUGCUUUCCAAGGAAGAAUCACCUCUGGGGCUCUGGUUGAUGGAACAGGUGGACCCAGUUUUACAAAAAAGUACAAAAACCAUUACAUUGAAGGAAAGAAUGGCUCCCGUUUGCCUUUUAUCUUCAACAAUCUAAUGGGACUUGAAAAUGAAGAAUCUGGUGUAACUGAAGUGGACAUCUUCAAUGCCAUGAAAGGGUGUCUUGAGGAAGGGUACAAAUUUAAUCCUGGAUCCCCAGUGUCUUCAAAUGACAUUGGUUACAAAAACAAUCCAAGUCUUGAGGAUAAAACCUCUUGCCUGGUCAACAUCAUUGCAGCCGACAAAAUAUCACUGAUAAGUGAUGGGGUCAUUAGGAAGCUGAAAGCUAUCCGUCAGGAGGCAACAAAUCUGGAUAUUCCUCAAGUGAUUGUCAUGACACGACCAGAUUUAGCAUGUCCAUUGGUUAAUGAAAAUAUACAGAAGAUCUACAGCAGCCAGAAAAUCAAAGCCAAGAUGCAAGAGUGUAGCAAUCGCCUGGGUAUUCCAAUGAAUCACAUUUUCCCUGUGAAGAACUACCAUGAGGAGAUAGACACAAACGAUGACAUAGAUGUUCUCAUCCUCAAGGCAGUUGAUCAGAUUGUGAACAUCGCUGCUGAUGCACUAAAGAUAAAAUCCUCUGUUUAAGUCCUGUACAUACAGUACGUGGAUUUCAACACCUCAAUCACUUUUAUUGCAUCAUAAAAUAAAUUGUUGUUACUUUUAAAUGAAGCUAACUUAACUUCAGCUGUUGUUUUGAUUGACAUGACAAUGACUAUAUUGCUAAUUGUGCCUUGCAUGCCUGGAUUAGUUGCAUAUAUUAAUUUACUGUAGAAGUCAUUUUAUUUUGACUGUUUAAACACAGAAAAUAAGCAUUGAAAGACUUUAUUUGUCAUAUUUGCAUGGCAGGGUUUAUAAGUCAUGUGCUUAAUACUUGUAACCUUCUGUUUGUUUUGACAUGAAAGUAAAUUAAAUGUUUCCUGAUUAAGU